Vombatus ursinus (common wombat) is the source of this 643-nucleotide messenger RNA. RefSeq names its product peroxisome proliferator-activated receptor gamma coactivator 1-alpha-like. Gene Ontology annotation, biological process: positive regulation of transcription by RNA polymerase II. Lineage: Eukaryota; Metazoa; Chordata; Mammalia; Diprotodontia; Vombatidae. The transcript is spliced from 5 exons. The annotation marks the transcript as partial. Gene Ontology annotation, cellular component: nucleus. The record is from RefSeq and is a predicted model, not a curated record. Gene Ontology annotation, molecular function: transcription factor binding.
AAGAUAGAUGAAGAGAAUGAGGCAAACUUGCUAGCCGUCCUCACAGAAACAUUGGACAGUCUCCCUGUGGAUGAGGAUGGAUUGCCCUCAUUUGAUGCACUGACAGAUGGAGAUGUGACCAACGACAAUGAUACUAGCCCUUCGCCUAUGCCUGACGGCACCCCUCCAGCCCAGGAGGCAGAAGAGCCGUCUCUACUUAAGAAGCUCUUACUGGCUCCAGCCAACACUCAGCUAAGUUAUAAUGAAUGCAGUGGUCUCAGUACUCAGAACCAUGCAAAUACUAAUCAUAGGAUCAGAACAAACCCUGCGGUUGUUAAGACCGAGAAUUCAUGGAGCAAUAAAGCGAAGAGCAUUUGUCAACAGCAAAAGCCACAAAGGCGUCCCUGCUCAGAGCUCCUCAAGUAUCUGACUACAAAUGAUGACCCUCCCCAGACCAAACCAACAGAGAGCAGGAACAGCAACAAAGACAAAUGCCCUUCCAAAAAGAAGCCCCAUCUCCAGUCUCAGCCGCAUCAUUUGCAAGCCAAACCAACAAGUUUAUCACUUCCUUUGACACCCGAGUCACCAAAUGAUCCCAAGGGUUCCCCAUUUGAGAACAAGACUAUUGAAAGAACCUUAAGUGUGGAACUCUCUGGAACUGCAG